Molecule: messenger RNA, 830 nt
Organism: Macrosteles quadrilineatus (aster leafhopper)
Lineage: Eukaryota; Metazoa; Arthropoda; Insecta; Hemiptera; Cicadellidae
Product: serine/threonine-protein phosphatase 1 regulatory subunit 10-like
Exons: 2
Coding region: 172-768 (198 amino acids)
Source: RefSeq, a predicted model, not a curated record
UGGUUUCGGUCUGGUUUACGUUACGUGCGGGCGGCGGAAUAGCUUAUCUAGGCCUAGUCGUUCUUAUUCUAUAAUUAAUUGUUAAAAAUAGAAGAUUGAAGAUUUGUAGUAACGAUAUUUCCAGAAAUUCCUGCAUUGAGUUUAAUUACUGUGAGUUCUUUGCGAAGGUUAAUGAAACAGGACACAUCUAGAUCAAAUAUGGGUGGACCUCAUGGAAUAGAAGAAUCGGGAAUUGAACCUUCCUCGGACAAUGAAGAUGAAUAUGACAACCAGGAUGAUCCAAUGGGCGACGAUUACAGAGACGACGAGGAUGAAGAUUAUUUUGACGACUAUCGUCCUCCUCCAAAUAAAAGAGGCAGAGGUGGUGGAAUGUAUAGGGGUGGUGGAAGAGGUGGUGGGAGAGGAGGACAACACAUGGACUUCAGCCCAAGAGGUCAAGGACAAGGCCCCAGAGGUGGGCCACAAGGCCCCCAUGGACCACAUGGUGGUGGCCCUAGAUUCCGUGGAAGAGGCGGCUAUGGGCCCAGGGGGCCACCACCACCAGGCUACCGUGGAGGACCUCCCGGACCACACUAUGGAGGACCCAGAGGCCCAAGGUUUAGAGGUGGGCCUCCUCCAAAUUGGGAUCCAAACUGGGGGGGUCCAGGACCAAUGCAAGGACACGGUGGCCCCAACUAUGGAGGGCCUCCUCCUCCACCGCAUCACAUGAUGGGGGGACCUCCUCCAGGAGGCAUGGGGGUGAGUAAAGCCGUUCUUCUUACCAAAUAAGUAGUGUCUACGGACAUAAAAAUAUGUGUACAUACAACUUUUACUUUCUCCCCCUAUACCAU